GAUGGUUUAUAAUGUUGCAAGAAAGGGCAGCUUAAAUCGUAAACAGGCUAUUAAUAAAAUCCGUUAGGAAAGAGAUUUUGUUCUGGCGAAUAAGUUCCAGUCCAAAAUAAAAAAACGAAAAUACGUUAAAUGUAACGAAGUAAAAAGCGACGACGAUAAAAAUACUUUUGCGGUACUUCCUUGUAUGCAUUGUUGGGGAUAUUACUCCACGCAAACUCUUAGAAGGCAUGUCAAACGUUGUACAUUUAAUAAAGAAGUUGGAACUUUUAAACGGCAACGCUCUUAAGCAGAAAGUUAUACUUUAAUGUCAGAUCAUUUUGAGCCAAAUGAUCCUUUUCGUACAUCAGGAAUACUAAAUUCACUUGAAGCAGAUAAGGUAUCUAUGGUAACUAAAGGUAGAUCACAUAAAGACAAACACCUAAUUUUUGUCGCCAGGACAUAUAUGAGACCACUUGCUUGUCUUCUUAUUGAGGUGCGCAACAUUAAAAACGAUAAAUCUUUGUCUCUUUUGCCUAUUUUGCACCCAAGCGAAUUUAAAUCAUUUGUAGCAACAACACUGCAGAUUAUAAAACCUCUGGCUCUGAAGACGGGAACAUUACUGAAAAAGGCAAUUGGUGGUGCCUAUUAUCUAGAAAUACAAAAAAAUCGGAUCAACUAUUUAAAAUGUUUUAAAUUCAAUGAAGAAUUAAUUGAAGAAGAAAGGGCUACAGAAGUUUCUUUAGAAGCAGGACUAAAUAUAAAUAGGUUUAUCAAAACUACUACUUUGCCUAAAACAGAAGAUAUCUCAAAAAUUAAAUAUUUAGAUGUAUUAAUUGCCAAAGAAAAAACUGAAUUAAAUUCAAAUUCUACAAAUGAGGCAACAUACGAACAAUUAAUUGAAGGAACCUAUCGUUAG
Molecule: messenger RNA, 895 nt
Organism: Psylliodes chrysocephalus
Lineage: Eukaryota; Metazoa; Arthropoda; Insecta; Coleoptera; Chrysomelidae
Source: the annotation of a GenBank genome assembly